Messenger RNA from Teleopsis dalmanni, 1512 nucleotides. RefSeq names its product trans-1,2-dihydrobenzene-1,2-diol dehydrogenase. Gene Ontology annotation, molecular function: nucleotide binding. The record is from RefSeq and is a predicted model, not a curated record. The transcript is spliced from 6 exons. NCBI's taxonomy places the organism in Eukaryota, Metazoa, Arthropoda, Insecta, Diptera, Diopsidae. Bases 59 to 1135 code for a protein of 358 amino acids.
UUUUUCUGUUCAGCCGUAAUUAGUACUUAUAAAGAUUUGUUAAAAGAAAUUCUUCCAAAUGUCUGCCAGAUUUUCAUCUUAUGGAAAUUUUGGAACAUAUUUUACAAAUAAUAGUGAUCCACUAAGCAUGUCGGCAACACGUUGGGGUAUUGUAUCUGCGGGCAAAAUAAGUCAUGACUUUUGUGUUGCCCUAAGCACUUUGUCUUUUGAUGAACACAAAAUCGUAGCCGUCGCGGCAAGGGAUAGGGCUCGUGCUGAGGAAUUCGCUAAGAAACACAAAAUACCAAAUGCGUUUGGAACUUAUACAGAAUUAGCGGAUUUUAAGGACGUUGAUGUGGUUUAUAUUGGUGCAUUGAAUCCACAGCAUUAUGAAAUUGGUAUGCUUAUGUUGGAACAUGGAAAACACGUUCUAUGCGAGAAACCUUUGUGCCUAAAUUUAUACCAAGCUAAGAAUCUUAUACAGUAUGCCGAAAGGAAAAAACUUUUCUUGAUGGAAGCGGUUUGGUCUCGAUUCUUCCCUGCCUAUCAAUAUUUGCGUAAACAAAUACAAACUGGAAUGUUGGGUGAAAUUCAAGAAGUAGAAGUAUCAUUUGGAUUUUCCUUGAUUAACGUAGAUCGCUUAAGCAAAAAUGAUUUAGGCGGUGGGGUCAUAUUGGAUUUGGGCAUUUAUGCUAUACAAGUAUCACAAUGGGCUUUUCAAGAACCACCAGUAAAGAUCGUAGCUAACGGCGAAGUAAAUACUGAGGGUGUUGACAUCGCAGUAAAUGCUGAAUUACAUUACACACGCAAUCGUAUAUCAAAAAUUUCGUUGAGCGGAAAGAAACAGUUGGAUAAUAAAGCUAUUAUAAAAGGUACCAAAGGUGAAAUAACUUUAAUUAAUUUUUGGUGUCCCAUUAAGAUCAUCGAUAUUGAUGGAAAGGAACGUGAAUGGGUAUUGCCACAAGGCUCACAUCCAACUAAUUUUUUGAAUUCUGAAGGUUUGAGAUAUGAAGCGGAGGCAGUGCGUCAGGCUUUAAUUAAUGGUAAAAUAGAAAAUGAAACUGUUUCACAUAAUGACAGCUUGUUAUUUGCUCGCAUUGAAGACGAAAUAAGGCAACAAGUUGGUGUGGUUUAUAACGAUGAAAAAGUUAAUUGAAAUGUCUUUUGUUAUAUGUCUUCAGUUUUUUUUUAACUUCUUUUGUGAAACUAUCUUAACGUUUCCUUUAUUAAAUACAAAUAUUGUGAUCACAUUUAAAAAAAAAACCCUUUGAGAAAAUGUUUAUAAGAUCUUAUUGUUUUUAUGUAUGCAAUGAUUUUUAACUAUUAUUAUAGUUAAAAAUAUUUUUACAAUGUAUAAGUCGCUUAAUUUGUGAGCUUAAAACAAUAUAUCUUAACGAUUUUUAUGUAUUUUAUUAUUAAAUAUAUGUGCACUGUGUAAAAUUUUAUAAAAUUGAUGUUUAAAAUUUUAAUAAAAUUGUAAUUGUAAACAUUGUAAUUGUUAAACUUUAUGUAAAUAAUAAAAAUUAAAAAAUG